Messenger RNA from Cladocopium goreaui, 2817 nucleotides. NCBI's taxonomy places the organism in Eukaryota, Dinophyceae, Suessiales, Symbiodiniaceae. The record is from the annotation of a GenBank genome assembly.
AUGAGCACCGUGCCAGUUCCGGCAAAAUCAAAAAAAGAGAAGACGCGAGAUUUGAAGGUGCGAUUGCAUGAUGCAAGCGCUCGAGAACAGUUAAUGAUGAUCGGGUCCAAACUGUCAAAUGCUCAUUUUCCCGAGUUUCCCGAAAUGGUGCACUUGUUUCCAGAUGUGGAUGUGGAUCUGAAGUCUUGCCGUGGUGGUUUGGUGAAAUUCCUCUUCAGCAAGCCCCUGCACUGGUUUUUGAUUGUCUUGUUGUGUCUCGACGUCCUGCUGGUCAUCACAGGUCUGCAGUUGAAGAUCGAGGUGGCUUCAUUGGAAGGAAAUGCGAUCGCAUCAUGUCUUGGACUGGCUAUCCCGUCGGGCAACGUGUCGGGCAACGUCGAAGUCCAGCACACCUUUCUGACUGUCGAUGAAGCGAAAGAAUGCAUCGAGGAAAAUCCAGAACAUAAAACCGCCGUUGUGCUUGAAGGGAUUGAUCACAUCUUCACCAUCGCUAGCAUUUCCAUCCUCGUCAUCUUUCUGGUGGAGAAUAUCAUGUUUAUGUUCGCUUUUCAUCUCAGUUACUUCAAAAUCAUCUACUUUCCGUUUGAUCUCUUCGUGGUUUUGGUGUCUAUGGCCACUGAAAUCUUGGAUAUAGUCCAUCACGACAAAGAUGACACAGACGUAAACACCACCGCAUCCUUGGGGACAGCCUCGAGUCUUUACCGCGGCGGUUCACCGGUGGCAGCUUUGCUCAUCAUCGGCCGUUUCUGGCGUUUCGCACGGAUCGGACACGCCGUGUAUCUUCUGCAGGCAGCCGAGGAGAAAGAAGAAGAACUGGAAGAGCUGCACGACGAGUUGCGCGCAAGACAGGAACUGGCCGAGAAGAAGGCAACGUUUGAGCACGAUGAGAAACUGGCAGAAUUUGAGGCUUCGAUGAGUGGCGAAGGCAAAGCUAUAGUUACCAUCAAGUUGGAGUACACAUCAGCGAAACGCCUUAGGUCUGAAACUUAUGGCGGUCUCACAUCAGCGCGUUGUAGCGGGAUUUACCAGGAUUUCGCAGGAUUUGGCAGGAUGCAGUCGGUGGCGCUGUCCCAACUCCACUUGAACCCGGUGCGCCGAGAGGACCAGAACGACAUCACCAACAUCCUGGCUGAGGCAGUGGGUGUCAAUCGCCACGGUGCUUUGACCUUCCAGAGCUUUCAGGCUUUGUGCAUGCGAGUCCAAGAUCGACUCAGCCUGCUACGUUACGAGGCGGGUUUCGAAUGUGGCGUCGUGGUGGGUCUUUCAGAGAUCCAAGUGAUGAACUUGUGGGAGGCUUUCCACGCCUUAGAGCCACCGCAGGCAGAGCAGAAUCCAUGGGGUGAUCUGGUUGGCAUUGGUCGAACGCGGCCUUGGCCUGGAGGCCUUACGUGGGCAUCUCUUUGCAAUAGCUACCACUCCUCAUCCGAGUGCUUUCAGCUACCUGAGGCGGCCUUGGCCUGGAGGCCUUACCCUGAGGCGGCCUUGGCCUGGAGGCCUUACGUGGGCAUCUCUUUGCAAUAUCUACCGGAACAGAGCGGUGGCGUGCAAUUUUUCUGGAGCAAGCAUCCCGGUGGCGUGUGUCCACUGAAUUUGCUGAUCGAACAAGCGGUUGUCGUAGCUGGAAAGAAAAACGGUUCUUUGCGGCUGGGCGUUCGUGUGACAGCAAACGAAGCAGAUACCAAGGCUGGCCUAUUGACAUCGUUUUCCGUUGGAGGUGAGACAUUCAUCCUGGUGGAGGGCAGUUUGGACAGAUUGCGUCCAGCAUGCACUCAGGCACAUCGUUCGCUAGAAGUGGACCAUGCGCUGGUUUUGAGCAGUGCCUUGGAAACCUUGAAGGACGACAACAUUCAAUAUGCCACAGCAUCAGAGGACCUCUCCGAUGCAGGAGGGACAAUGUUUCCGAAGCCUCCGGCUCAUCGACAAAAGCUGGUGUCUUCCGAUUCGGAAGAAGAAGAAUCGGAAGAGAGCGAUGCAGAUCAUGUGCUCAAGAUGCUCAAGCGUGCGUCAAAGUCAGAAACAGGAAUGGUUACUGGCAAAGACAAGUCAAAAAAGGGUUUGUCAAAAACAAAGAGCCGAUACCCGCUGCUUGCGAGAACGGGGGAGAAGGCGAAGAAUCUCUCUGCAAGCGACCCGUUGGCUUGGAUGAUGCAAAGUGCCAGUUCAGCAGAGCCCGUGGUGGAUCCAAUGCAGAUGAAUGCUUUGAUUCAGAUGGAACUGCUAAAAGAACUGAGAGGGCGCAAAGCAAAGUCGAAAACUAUGCUGGAAGAUCGUUCCGAAGACAGCGACAGCAGCCUCGAGACUUCAUCUGGAGGAGACGAGAAGUUGAAAGGAGCUGGGAAGGCGCUGAGAGCCUACAGAAAGAACAAGAGACGCAUGCGCAGGCAGCCCGAAAAGCACAUCCGAAGAUACAUCAAGGAGGUGGAAGAGGUCUUGGGUGUAGGCGCCGAGGGGGCAUACACGCUCACGGACUACACCAGGCGGCUGUCCUGGGGAAAGAAUCAUACACUACAUCGCCUGCACUUUGCCCUGAGCGAUGUUCUCCAGACAGUGCUGAAAGGAAAGCUGAGUUUGGUGGGAUUGCAGAUCACUCAACUGUUGCGGGCCAUCCAUCAGGCCAGUUUGGACGGUGGAAGUUGGCGGACAGCAUGGUUGCUGUUAGAUCUGCCCGACCCUCUGGACAAACCCCGUUUCGGGGGAGAAGCGCAGCAGCUCGAAGUGGUCGCAAGCUACGUGAAGGCCAUGAGCGAUUUGGAAAAGAAGAGCAAGACCUUCAAUCGCUUCGAGGACGACACCGGCAGCAAUAUGAGUCAAAAAUGA